AUGCAGCCACGUCCCCCCCAUUUUCAACGUCCUCCUCCCAAUCAAGCCUUCUCGCCGCGUCCAGCCACGCUUAACCAACCACAAAGCCCACUUCAACAUCGACCAGAAGUUAUCCAUCCAAGACCUGCACCACCGCCAGUGGCACCCACAGGACGUGCGGCACCCACACAGGAAGGCGGUCAUCAACCUGUUCCGAAUCUUAUAAACAAAGGCCACACAGGAACCUUAAGCGCCCAGCUGGGUUCUCCCAAGUCAACGGACGACAAUAGUGAUACUUCCAGUCUCUUUGGUGCUGUACCCACCUCUGCCUCGGAGAAGGCCGGGCUCCCCUUGGCCGAUGUUCUCUUUGGUAGCGGCCCAUCUUCCACGGACUUCUUCCGGCAGCCCCCUGCACCUAUCAAAUAUACACCCAUUCAGCGUCGUUCAGUGGAUACUCAUCGUCAGCCUGACAAAUUGGCUGCUACGACGCAAAAGGAUGUAGAUUCACUGUUCUCUUCUCCGGCAGCAGCGACGAUCACUACUCAACAGGAUGUAGGUUCGUUGUUCACUUCUCCGGCGACUGUGGCGGUGGCGACGAUCUACCACCAAGAAACUCAUUCGGACAAAACGUUGCCAGAGAAUAAAUCGAUUACCAGGAUUCCAUCUCCUCCGUUUCGAAGCACCGACGUCUUUUCACUCAGAGGAUCUCAGGAAUCUCGGUCAAGUCAGCCAGCGCCCAUUUUUGACCCACCAACUGCAGCAUCACAAUCGAUGGAUGUUUCAGCCGAAUCAAAUGCCAUUUCGUCUGCUACGCCUCAACGCGCAUCGCCAACUAAUCACCACGAGACACCACUCUCGCCAACCGAUCCUGUCGUCAGUGCACUAAGCAACAACAACCGUGGCAGUUUCGAUGUUGAUCAGAAUACAACGGAAACCAAAGUCUUUCAAGCACUGCAUCAUCAGGACUCGUCUUCCUUGUUUGGUGGAAGUGAUGACACAGACGCGUCUCACUUCUUUUCGGGGCCUUCUGCUAUGGACUCCACUGCAUUCUUUAGUGGUCUUUCUCAACCAGGGUCUUCUGCAGCUCAUAUAGGGACAGCAUCCAGCACGACCGCCACAGCAAACAAUGAUGCCUUUCAACCCAUCAUCUCGUCUGUCCCAGUGUCCUCAGCUGAAUUUGAUCGUACAGUCGAACUUACAGCCAGUCGGGAUAUGGGCCUUACUCUGGCGAGUCAUGCGCCAGUCCAAUCUGCAGCAGCUACAGUGACUAGAAAUGCGGUGGAUCUCUUUGGACAACCCUUGCAGCAGGACUUCUUUGCCUCUAGUUUCUUCAACAACAACGAGAAGCAGGACGCGUCAGAGACUACCGCCACAAUGGAGACAUCGACAGACACCCUUCAUGAUACUUUUUUCAGUAACUUAGAACGGUCGACUGUAGAUCGCGCUGGCGUAGGGAGCAAUGCCCAGCCCAAGGAGACUCAACAUGAUACCGACACUGUCGACAUCACGCAUGCCCCUCCAGUGUCGCUUCGAGAAUCUCAACGACCACCGCCGUCGUUCAGGGACACCCCUUCCAGCCUGAGGCACGAUAAGCCCCAAGCCCCAAACAACGCGCGCGAAGUGGACUCUUUGUUCGAGCAGCCAUUAGGCAGCGAGCAGUACCAGGCGCCCCACCAGCACGCUCAACACGAUCAACUCGCACAGGCGCGAGGGUCCAGCGACGCCCAGGGAGUAGAUGAACAGCCUACUCCUAUAUCCGAGGAGGCCAAGCCAUCGCGUCCUCACGACCACCAGUCAAAAGAUUCCCACCAUCAAUAUAUAUUUGCCGCCCCAGUCCAGGAACUACCUCACCACGCGCCUUCUUUCGUCACCCAGGAGCUCCAUAGACACCAAGAGUCCGUCUCAGAUCUUUUCAGCCAGGCGUCUCAGCCAUUUGGUCUCGACAAUCAUGGAUCGGAUGAUCGCCAACCCUCGAUAUCAUAUCUUUUCAGCCAGCCAUCUCAGUCGCAGGCUUUAGACAUGAGCACCCCAAAGAAUCGCCAACAGUCCGUGUCGGACCUUUUUGAUAUGGUGCGUCAGACGUUCGCCGUGGACGCUCUCAAACCAGAGGGCCGCCAACAGUCGGUCUCGGAUCUUUUCGACAUGACCCCUCAGUCGUAUGCCUUUGACAAUCCAGAGUCUGAGAAUCGUAAACAAUCGCUGUCGGAGCAGUUAAAUCAAGAACUCCAGCCAUUUACCGUUGACAACCACAAGUCGGAGGAUCACCUGGAGUCCGCUUCGAACCAACUACACAAAGCGUCACAGCCCUUUUCUUUUGGCAAGCAAGGGCCCACUUCUUUUGACUUUCUCGGAACAUCCUAUGCUCAAGAGAUAUCAACUUUUGAUUUGCUUGGAACCUCGCAUACUCAAGGACAAGCCCCUUUCGACUUGCUCGGAACCCCAAAUACCGAAGGAGAGUCUCCUCUCGACCUUCUCGGAACCUCUGACAUCCAUGGAAGAUCACCCUUUGAUCUACCCGAAACCUCCAAAAUCCAAGGAGGAUCUCCCUUUGACUUGCUCGGAACCUCCAGCACCCAAGGAGGAACAUUUUUUGACACCGUCGAGCCUCAAUCGAAUGAAUUACCUAUGGAACCUUCUUGGCCGUCUCAAGAUCCAGAGCAUAAUGCUGUUGGUGUCCCCGCUUCUGCACCCCCCAAGAGCCAGCAAAGGGCCCUGCCCGCAACCUUUUCAUUCAACAACCAGUUUGAAGAGGUUGACAACAGCUUUACUAGUAUCGACAGCCUGUCGGAACAAGUUGCGCAGCCACCUGUUCGUCCACCUCAGCCAUCCAACUCGCCUCCACCCCAGCAGAGCCAAUCGCAACCUAUUCCAUUUGACGAGACUUUGCCCAGCCCAACCAGUCCAGGCUUUGGUCGUAACGCGACGGGAUCAUUUGUCACGCACGACAUCCACGCAGCGGAGGCGAUCGUGCAACCAGGGAGCUACUCGAUCAUGGAGCUCAGCAGUGAGUUGGCACACACGCAGUACUUUUCUCAGGCAAGGGAGUCCCCCAGACUCCAGGAACGUGCCAACUGGUCCAAGACUGCCUCCGGAUCAGGUGCGACUGAGCUUUCUCAAGGCAUGUCGCCCAAAGUGGAGGUUGAGACUUCAGUGUUCGAUCAGGUCUCUUUAGCCGAGGACGCCCCAGGAACAGCUUCCCCUUCGACUAACGUGACCUCAGCCACUAGUCCUCCAACCAAAGAACGUAGUCUUGCGUCCCUCCUUGAUCCUUCCACUUUGAGCGCCGUGGAGGACCUGCUGAACAUGCCCAAAUCCGCAGCCUUUGAACGAGGCAUGUCGCGGCUCUUCAAGGGUGUCAAGAGUAGUGCCACGUCGAUGUUUACCUCGCCCUUGGGACAAUCGCCGUCAAAGUCCUUGGCCACUUUAGGUGCCUCUUCUGCCGAUGCUGCAACUCCUGCCACGGGCGAGACAGGGGCUGUGCUUACGGCAUCCGUCCCUAGUGUAAGCGCACAGCCCACGACUGCGCCGCCUGCACCUGCACCAGCACCUGCUACUACCUCUGCUCCGCCUGUAGCGACUGUUCUCCCUCCUCCCCCACGCCGUACUCAGGAGAAGGACCAUUCCAAGCUCCAGCCACCACCCAGAAUUUCGAACUGGCCAGCUACACCUGACGCCGCAGGAGCUCCAACAAUGGCUGCGGCACCUAUGGAAGCCUCACAACCUGUCAAAUUUGAUUGGGCACACAAGCAAUCGAGCAUGUUCCUCGAAUCCACAGAGGAGGCAGUGCCUGAGCGCGGCGAGGCGAUCGAGUCUUUAUCAAACGUCGGACGAGAAGAGCCAUCCAAGGAACUCGAUGACGUCCCAAAAACUUUAUCCCUCCAGUCCACCACUAUGCAUACACCGACUGCACCGCCUGCCUUCCCGACUGCAAGUGAGCAAUCGUUCCACUUUAACCAUGCCGCACUUUCGCAAGGAUCGCAAAGAGAUUCGGCGCAGUACCAUCCAGUGCCGCAAGGACACGGCGCGGUUGACAUUUCGGCUGCUCCAGAGGCCCACGUGGACGCCAGUUUUGUUGGGCAUAGAGAGUCGGAGGAUAUGCCAGGAGAUCCUGUUGAUCUUGGCGGGCAAAAGAUCAAUGCCCAUAUGAAGUGGGAGUCCCCCAACGUCGCCGUUUCGAAGCAAGGACUGGGGUUGGCUAGCCCAAGUGCUCCCCACCAUACCACCAGCCCGCCAGUUCAUCACCAUCUUGCUGUCAGCCCUACACUCCAUCCUCGCACUGCCAGCCCGGCCCUACACCACCACCACCAACAAGCUACCAGCCCUACCCUUCAACACCAGUCGGCGAGCCCUACGCUUCUUCAGCGUACGGUGAGUCCUACACUCCUUCAUCACGCAGCCAGUCCUACGCUCCUUCAGCGGGCGAUUAGUCCAAGCGUUUUAGACCCUGAAGUACUGUUAAGGAAACAAGCAGCUGUGCAUGCACUGCUGGCGGAUCAGGUGGCUCAUGGAGGGUCGACAGGAGUAGGUCGCACCAAGCCGGACAAAAAGGAACGAUUGCUGGAGAAGGCUCGCGAACUUCUAGAGAAGCGACAGCAGAGUUCCGGUGUCCACCUUCAAGGGUCCAGUGGAGGACAUUCAGGACCGACGGUGCAAAAGUAUUCAAGUGCAGGAUCAAGAUCCAGUGGUGAAUGGAUGCGACAGGAGGAGAGUCCUAGACGUAGGUCACUUUUGAGUCGCGACCAGUAUUCUUCGCCCACCAUCUCGCACCAGCUACCCACCCUACACAACGAACCAGUAACCGACCCAGUGCCAGUGCCUUACCAACCAGCAUCACCAAGCUAUGGUGCACAUCAGCCGCAGCAACAGCAGGAACAGCAACAGCCGCAGCAGCAGACCCAACAACAGGUCGACGAGGUCAUGGCGGACCGUCACUUGGCACUGGAGAACGAGCGCCUUCGGGAACAAGUUCGAUUGCUUUUGGCAGAGACAAGUGGCCUCCAGGUCCAGAUCCAAUCACAGGAACAGCUGCAGUUCCAGGUCUCGCGGUUGCAGGAGGAUCUCACGAGAAUACACUCAGAGUCCCAAGCGGCGGAGGCAAGGCAUCUAGAGACCCGUUCAGAUCACUCUCGACGGCUGGACGACGUAAGCCUGGAGAACCACAGACUUCAGGCAGCGCUGGCUCAGGCCCAAGCGGACCAUCAUCAUGUGGGCACUGGAAUGGACGACCUUGUGGGCAGAUAUCGACAACUCGAGGCGGAACUUGGCCAAGCCCGGCAAAUCUGCAAGGAGCAGGAGACUGCAUUGGUUGAAGCCCAGAUGAUGAAGGAGGUUGCUUUGGAGAACGAACGACUCCAAUAUGAACUGGAUCGGACACAGAGGGAGCUCCAGGAGCAGCGGGCUAUUGCUGCUGCUGCUGCUGCUGCUGCUUCCGAGACCAACGCGCGUCGGACAAGCAUGGCGUCGGACGAGCAUACCCACACCGCCGAACAACUCUUGCAGGAAGCUGAAGGGCUUCGUCGGCAGCUCAAGGGUCAACGUCAGGAGAUGAAGGAGUUGCAGGAUUCGGUCAAGCGCUCAGAUGCCGAGAAGCGUGAUCUGUUUUCAAGGAUCGGACAGCUGGAGCAUGCCCUGGAAGAUGCCGAUAAGCAUCGAAACGAACAAAAGAGUCACCAAGCGAUGAAGGAUGAGGCCUACAAGGUUAUCCAGGAACGACUUGUUGCAUCCUUUGAGGAAGAGAAAGCUCAGUAUCUUGACGAGGAAGCGUUCAAGAUGGCUAAGCUAGAACACCAGUACAACCUCCUACAGAGUGAAAUGGCAGCUCUUCGUGGAAAGGAGACCGAGAAAUCUGGCCAGGAGACUGACUCGACUUUGUCAAGAGCCGAGGAAGAGAUUCUCAAGAAUCGCGUGACUCAAUUGGAGCUUGAUCUGACGGCAGCCCGAGUGUCUGAGAAAGAGUUGGGAUUCGAGAUGGAGGAGUCGAUCAGAACUGUCGAGAGUUUGAAGCAGGCCGAGUCCAAUAUGCGCCUUGCCUUGGCCGAGAUAGAGGAGCGAUCCAGCGUCUUGCGGGAGGAGCUUGAAAUUGCUCGCAAGGAGGCUGCAGACCGCGGUCCUUCUCAAAGCGAUGUUGGACAGGAGCAAUCGUCCGCAUUGGAGUCGCUGACGGAGGAGCUACAGCUUUCACUGGGGCGCGAGCGACUUCUCAAGAAGGAACUGGAGUUGGCAUCUCAGGUCAUGAAGGACGGUCUGGUGUCUGGAACCCAUGAGGGAUCGUCUGGCCGUGAUGACUUUGAGCUGAGCCGCCUUGCCGAGAAUGCUUCACGGUGGCAAGAGGAGUGUUUUGCAGCAAAGGAAGAGACUAUGCGGGUGGAGGACCAGCUCCAGCGGUCUAACUUGGAGCUUAUGGCGGCGAAGACCGAGAUUCUUCAACUUGAAGCCAACCUUGGGGCGGACGAGUCAUCCUCACCCUCAACAGCAGCACUCCAACAAGAGGUCGCAGAGUUGCGGGAGCGAGUUACUGGACUUUUGAGCGAUAUUCAAGCGCGUGAUGCCGUGCUAGAUGAACUCAGGGCGUCUCGACAGCAGAAUGAGGAGAGGACUGCGGCGAUUCUGGAGAAAGAGAUGUCACACGGCGAGCGGGUGUCAGCACUGCAACACCAACUGGAACAUCAACAGCACGAGAAUAGCAGGCUGGACAGGGAACUCUUGGAGUCAAGGGCGCUACUUCAGGAAGCUCACGCCACUAUUGCCGCGAGCCUCGGAUCAAACCAAUCGGAGAAACUGCAGGCCUUGCUAGAGGAGGAGAGACACAUGAACCGAUCGCAGGUUGAGGGAUUGGAGGGACAAUCUGCCAGGAUGAGGAGCAUGAUGUUGGAGAAGCAAGCGGAGAUCGAGCAGGUGAUGGUUGACCUGGAUUCGGCUACCCACAGAUUGUCUGCGAUGGACCAGGAACUCAACCUCAUGAAGGCUCAGAAGGCGGAGGAGCAGGAACAGCGCGUUGCAUUGGAAGAGUCUUUGUUGCAGUCGAAUACACAGAGAGAUGAGGAGGCCGCACGCCAGGAUUUGCUUCUGGAGCAGGCAAGGGCGCAGCAAGAGGAUCUCAUCAAUCAACUUUCAAUCCUCGAAGAGUCAAAGAGGAAGAUGGAGAUGUCAUUGCAUGAGUAUGUCGCUAUUGCCGAGACGUCCAAGCGAGAGGCAAGCUCCUUCAAGUCACUAGCCGAGAAACUGGAACAAGACCUUAUCACAACCACCUCGACCGUGAACUGCGCGCAAAAGGAUGAUGAGCUGUUGAAGGAAAGAGAGACAGUCGAUGCGUUGAAGAGUGAGAUGUCCGCCAAGGAGGCCCAAUUAGAGCAGGCAAAGGAGCACGUGUCGCUUAUUGCUGACCUCUUCAGGAAGCUUCUGUCGCCAUCGGAAGAUCCGGAGGAACUCGAGGCGAAGGAGAGUAUGAUGACACUUCUUGCAGGAUUGCAGCCUCUGGGUGUUUCGGUUCAGGCACUGCCAUUGGCAGGAGUUCGCUUCCUGGGUAUGCAGAAGGAGAUCAUUAUGUCCAAGACUCGCAUUGAGGACUUGGAGUCCCAACUGAGCACCGUCAAGAACCAGCAGCAGCAAACCAGACAUGAGUCCGAGGGAACUAUUGGUACGAGCGAGGAGUCGUCAGAAGUGGACCGAUUGCGACAGGAGCUGACCAAAGCAGAACACGGCAUUGGCAAGCUGCAGCAGUUCUUGCAGGAGUUCCAGAACGAAAAGAAGAGAGCGAUCUACGAGUUGCAGCAACGACUGGAGGAAUCAGAGGAUGAGGUUGCACAGACUCGUUCCCAGUUGGCCAAAGCGCAAGCCCUAAUGCUCUCUCGGCCAGCAGGGUCGUUGGCAACGGCAGCAGGAUCGGUACAGUCUCCUGAUAUGUCCCAGGCAGCGUUGGAUCGAAUGAGUUCGCUCACGUCGUCAUCGGUGUCGAUCGAUCGGGGGAGGGAUCAGGCUAUUCUGAGGGACGAGACAUUCAAGGGAACGGAGGCAAUCCACCAUGAGGCAGUUCUUGCACUGGAGCCAUUGCGCCAACAGAAAGCUGAGCUGGAGAGGACUUUGUUGGAUUUGCGACACCGUUACGAGUUGUCGCAGAAGGAGAACGACACAUUGUUGUCGGGCUUGGAGAAGGAGAACAAGGUGUUGAAGAGUAAGGUGGAAAUGAGGAGUCCGGACAUGGCGGACGAGCAUCUGGAGCGGAUCCGAGAACUGGAGCUGGAGCAGGUUGAGUUGAACCGGCAGUUGAAGACGGCACAGCGGGAGCUUGAGUUUACACGGCAGGACAUGCGGUCGUUGAAGGCGCUUGCCAAACUGCGCACAAAGUAG
Messenger RNA from Linnemannia hyalina, 8325 nucleotides. The record is from the annotation of a GenBank genome assembly. Lineage: Eukaryota; Fungi; Mortierellomycota; Mortierellomycetes; Mortierellales; Mortierellaceae.